Messenger RNA from Cucurbita pepo subsp. pepo (vegetable marrow), 1134 nucleotides. The record is from RefSeq and is a predicted model, not a curated record. Lineage: Eukaryota; Viridiplantae; Streptophyta; Magnoliopsida; Cucurbitales; Cucurbitaceae.
ACAUAUAUAUUCUUUUUAUUCCUAAAGGUUUUGGAAGGAAGAUCAUAUCGACUGCAACACCCAUGGGUUGGCAUAGUGAACCGAUCUCAAGCUGACAUAAACAAAAAUGUAGAUAUGAUUAUUGCUAGGCGUAAGGAGCGUGAGUACUUCGCGACUAGUUCUGACUAUGGACACUUAGCAAGUAAAAUGGGUUCAGAGUAUCUCGCAAAGCUCUUGUCAAAGCACUUGGAGUCUGUGAUUAGAGCUCGCAUACCCAGUAUCACUUCUUUGAUUAACAAAAGCAUCGAUGAACUUGAAUCUGAGAUGGAUCAUCUUGGCCGACCCAUUGCUGUCGAUGCUGGGGCUCAAUUGUACACGAUUUUGGAACUUUGCCGUGCUUUUGAUCGGAUUUUUAAGGAGCACCUGGAAGGAGGGCGACCUGGAGGUGAUCGUAUCUAUGGGGUUUUCGACCACCAGCUUCCUGCUGCUUUGAGAAAGCUUCCCUUCGAUCGCCAUCUUUCCAUGCAGAAUGUGAGAAAAAUUGUCUCGGAGGCAGAUGGUUAUCAACCUCACUUGAUUGCUCCCGAACAAGGUUACCGACGACUAAUCGAGGGAUCUCUGAAUUAUUUCAGGGGGCCAGCUGAGGCUUCUGUGGAUGCUGUUCACUUUGUUUUAAAAGAACUUGUGAGGAAGUCCAUUGGAGAAACACAGGAAUUAAAACGCUUUCCCACUUUACAAGCUGAGAUAGCUGCUGCUUCAAAUGAGGCCUUGGAAAGAUUUCGCGACGAGAGUAAGAAGACGGUGAUACGUCUCGUUGACAUGGAAUCUUCCUACUUGACUGUGGAUUUCUUUCGAAGACUUCCUCAGGAGAUAGAGAAAGCCGGAGGCCCGGGUGCUGCUGCUGCCACUGCCCCGGCAGGGGAUCGAUACGCAGAGGGUCAUUUUCGGCGGAUAGGAUCAAACGUUUCCUCUUAUGUGGGAAUGGUAUCAGACACUUUAAGAAAUACUAUCCCCAAAGCAGUGGUUUAUUGCCAAGUCAAGGAAGCCAAGCAGUCGUUGCUUAAUCAUUUCUACAUGCUCUUAGGGAAAAAAGAGGUAAAUGUUUAUUGUUCUCUAUUUCUUGCCUAUUUUUCUGUAUGACCUGGGGCAACACCU